Molecule: messenger RNA, 798 nt
Organism: Wyeomyia smithii (pitcher-plant mosquito)
Lineage: Eukaryota; Metazoa; Arthropoda; Insecta; Diptera; Culicidae
Exons: 1
Coding region: 285-731 (148 amino acids)
Molecular function (GO): odorant binding
Source: RefSeq, a predicted model, not a curated record
GUAUGUUUUGGUUACUAAAUUUGUUACUCGUGCUAGUAUCUAGCGGCAACGCCGCUAGUAACCACAAAGUGGUCCUGAAAAGUCAACUGCGAGCCAAGAUUGAGUGUAAACAAUAUCUCCAAUACGUCGGGGGUGCCUGCGAAGAACGCUGGUGCUUCGUGCCUGGAAUGAAUGGGUCUGCCAUUGUCACGACAUUAUCCACCUUGUAAUGUAAACGAUAAGAGUGUGGCUCGAGUGAACAACUGUCUACAGUGCAAUCUACGUGAUAUUCCGCAGUGCGAUACAUGCGUUCGAGCCUGUACAUCACUGAAUUGCUUCGACCGCAGCUACGGAAGUGCACUCCCAUCACCACAGCUAGUGCCUCUUCCGGACUUAUUGCACCUAAAUGUGAUCAGACAGUGUGCCCAAAUGCUGCAGAUAUCUCCCCGAGAAUUGCAGGUAUACGGAUCGUCGGAAUUUUUGUUGAAUCAAAAGCCAGCUGCCUGAUGCGAUGCAUUAUGAUUCGAGAAGGAUUGUACGACGAUGUUCGCGGUCCAAACAAUGAUCGGUUAUACGUGCAGUGCGGUGGUUACGGAACAUCUGAGGAAGACUUCAAACGGGACAGUCAACAGUGUGUCAACCGAUUGAGGACUACUUGCACGGAUAACUGCACCCUACUGGCACGAAUCACCAAGGAGUGUUAUCCACCAGGUUCCGGCCUUUUGGGUACACUCACUGGUCUUUUUGGCUAAUUGGGACUUCCAAUCCCUGGUGUGAUUUGAAGACAUUAACGGUUGUCUAAUCAUGGAAAAAUGAGAA